AGCCUUUGCCCCGCCCCUUGGAACAACCCUCUUCGUUUUAAACAAAAAGUCCAAGACGCUGCUGUAGUUCACUCCGAAUUCCCCGUGGCCAACCCUGAGGCAUUUGCUCUUCGAGGCCUGGGAGUCUUGCUGAACCUGAGGAUUUAGGAGACGCGAGCGGUGAGAGAGGCCGGAACGAUUCCUUCACGGAACUGUUGAGGAGAGGCCUGUGGGAGUACUUUGAGGGACGGACCGUGACGGGUUCGGCUAGGCGUGCAGGGAUGGCGGCAGAGGCGGCCGAAGCGGGGCCGAGGGCCGCGGUCCCUGUGGAUCUGCGGCGCGAGCGGCGCUUGGUGUGCGUGGAGUACCCGGGCGUGGUGCGCGACGUGGCCAAGAUGCUGUCGACUCUGGGCGGCGAGGAGGGCGUCUCCCGAAUCUAUACAGACCCCACCAAGAGACUGGAGCUGUACUACCGACCCAAGGACCCAUACUGCCACCCAGUGUGUGCCAAUCGCUUCAGUACCAGCAGCCUGCUGCUCCGGAUCAGGAAGAGGACGAGGUGGCAGAGAGGAGUGCCCGGAGCUGAGGCCCACUCCAAGGUUGAGUUCGACAUGGAGAUCCUUGGCAUCGUCUCCACCAUUUACAAAUUUCAGGGAAUGUCUGACUUCCAGUACUUGGCGGUGCACACGAAAGCCGGUGGCAGGCACAUGUCGAUGUAUGACAAAGUGCUCAUGCUCAGGCCAGAGAAGGAGGCCUUCUUCCACCAGGAGCUGCCGCUCUACAUCCCGCCACCCAUCUUCUCCCGCCUGGACACCCCAGUGGACUACUUCUAUCGACCUGAGACCCAGCACCGGGAAGGCUACAACAACCCCCCGCUCUCGGGUGAGAACCUGAUCGGCCUGAGCAGGGCCCGGCGCCCCCACAAUGCCAUCUUUGUCAACUUCGAGGAUGCGGAGGUGCCUAUGCAGCCGCUGGAGGCCGCGGCACAGACGUGGAGGAAGAACUGCACCAACCCUGCAGACCGGGAGGUGGAGGAGGCGCUGAGGAAGCUAUUUGACAUUCGGCCCAUCUGGUCACGAAAUGCUGUCAAGGCCAACAUCAGUGUCCACCCUGACAAGCUCAAGGUCUUGCUUCCCUUCGUGGCCUACUACAUGAUAACCGGUCCCUGGAGGAGCCUGUGGAUUAGAUUUGGAUAUGACCCCCGUAAACACCCAGAGGCUAAGAUUUACCAAGUCCUUGACUUCCGAAUCCGCUGUGGGAUGAAGUACGGGUAUGGCUCCAGUGACAUGCCUGUCAAAGCAAAGCGCAGCACCUACAACUACAGCCUCCCCAUCACCGUCAAGAAGACACCCACCCAGCUUGUCACCAUGCAUGACCUAAAGCAGGGCCUGGGCCCAUCAGGGGUAGCCGGCCCCCGGAAGUUGGCCUCCAACAAGUACAAACUCAAGGACUCGGUCUACAUUUUCCGGGAGGGGGCCCUGCCACCCUAUCGACAGAUGUUCUACCAGUUGUGUGAUUUGAACGUGGAAGAGUUGCAGAAGAUCAUUCACCGCAACGACGGGGCGGAGGACUUGUGCACAGAACGGGAUGGGUGGUGCCUCCCCAAGACCAGCGAUGACCUGAGGGACACCAUGUCCAUCAUGAUCCGGCAGACCAUCCGCUCCAAAAGGCCUGCACUCUUCUCUAGCCCAGCCAAAGCCGACCGUGCAAAAGGGCAGCUGAUGUUUGAGUCUGGGGAGGAUGAAGAGGAGGAAGAGGAAGAGGAGGAAGAGGAAGAAGACUUCAAGCCCUCAGAUGGGAGUGAGAACGAGAUGGAGACGGAGAUUCUGGACUACGUGUGACAAGACCCUCAUCCCCAAGCUGACCAGGUGACCCGUGUCCAGCCUGGUGUGGUUGCCAUGGCAAGCUGUGGUCCCCAUUGCCAUCCACAGUAGCAAGACUGGCCCAGAGGCCCCUCUGAGGAAAUCUGGAGUCCCAGAAGGACAGGCCCUGGCCCUGGUUGUGCCUGCUGCUCAGUGUCGCCCUUUUCCCUGGGCUUUUGGGGACCUUCUUGGCUUCACGCACCAUAACCCAGCUCAGAGUCUGGCAGGCUGAACUGGCACUCAUGACCUGUGGCAGAAAGAAAGCCAGAGGUGGAGAUGGCGCAGUGCAACUAGGUCCCAGCCCGUCCCAGCUUGGGCCUCGUGACUGGGGGCAGAGAUAACUGCCACAAUCUCUGGUCACAGAUGGACGAAAAAGGCCCUGGUUUUGGAUCCCAUCCAUUUGGGGUGGCUUUGCAAAGGCCAGGCCCAGGCAGAAUCAUCCUGGUCAGUCAAUUUCCUGAGAAGUCCGGGUGUCAGUGCAGGGGUUGGAGCCACAGGGAAGUUUUCUGGCCUUGGGGCCCCUGUAGCACAUCACUAGUUCCUUCACUCACUGGUGACGUGCGGGUAGUGCUGGGACCGUUGACACAGGCCUGUGCCCCUCAUUUGGGUGAGAUGAGGACGCUGGGAGUAGCCCAAGGCUGGACUUGUUCCUGACUUUCCCAAAUGGAUAUGAUCUUCAGAAGUUCCCAGAAACAGUUCUUUUUGUCUCAGAGCUUCCCAGCGUGGACUCGCGCCCUGCAGAGCCCACUUCCCUGGAGUCACUCCCAUGAAGUGCUCUCCUGUGUCCACAGGGCAUCACCACCUCUUCCCUCAGGGCACCUGGGACAAAUGGGCCAUUGGCCUGCUUCUCUGUGUGACUGUAAGUCCCUUCAGCAUGCAAAAUAAAGACACAUUAAUCUCAAAGCCAAAGGCCUCAGGCCAGCCACAUCCUGCUGACCAAGUUCCUGGGAAAUCCCGUCCCUUGGCAACAUCAGGAACCCAGUGGCUCAGUCAGCCCAAAGUGGCUAGGCCUGGGCCAGGUGGCCUGCUCCUGCUGGGGAGAAGCUCAGCCCUGAGGCAGAGACAACUCUUGCCUAAAGACAGGCUGCCUGGGCCUGGCCGGCUCCCCUCUGCACCAUCUCCCUCAGGAGCAGCACCUCUGCCAGGUCUCAACUUGGACCCUGUGCAAAUCUGGGGAGGUGCUAGGUCAGGGACCCUCAACACAAGUAGGCCUUACCCUCCUCCCCCAGAGCCUAGGACAGUGCUGGUCCGGCCUUAGGUCUGCCGAACUGGAAGGACUUCCCAAGGUCUACUCAAAUUGUAAAAGGUGUGGUGAUUUCUCUCCCAGAAUUCCCCCUUUUAAAUAAAAGCUUUUAUUACAAAAAACGUCAAACAUACAGAGAAGUACU
Sciurus carolinensis (gray squirrel) is the source of this 3229-nucleotide messenger RNA. It is a transcript of the gene Gtf3c5, whose product is annotated as general transcription factor IIIC subunit 5. Gene Ontology annotation, biological process: transcription initiation at RNA polymerase III promoter. NCBI's taxonomy places the organism in Eukaryota, Metazoa, Chordata, Mammalia, Rodentia, Sciuridae. The record is from RefSeq and is a predicted model, not a curated record. The transcript is spliced from 11 exons. Gene Ontology annotation, cellular component: transcription factor TFIIIC complex. Bases 261 to 1820 code for a protein of 519 amino acids.